Thlaspi arvense is the source of this 693-nucleotide messenger RNA. The record is from the annotation of a GenBank genome assembly. Lineage: Eukaryota; Viridiplantae; Streptophyta; Magnoliopsida; Brassicales; Brassicaceae.
AUGGCUGGACAGACUGAUCCUCACAUCUCACUCUUUUCUCCACAAGAGGUUGAGUUUAUGGCAGAGGACGAAAUGGUGGAGAUUGUUCCCAACAUGAACAUGGAGCCACUCAAUUUCAUCAGUGGGGAUUUUGGUCGGUUCCUUCCUCAGAUUCCGACACAAGUGCCUCUGUGGCUUGCAGUGGCACUGAAGAGGAGAGGCAAAUGCACUUUCCGGCCUCCCGAGUGGCUGUCUGUUGAUAAUCUGACUCAGGUCUUGGAAGCAGAACGGGAGUCUCAGUCGACAUUUCAGGCAUUACCAUUUAGUUACGUGGAGAUUGCUAGACUGCUUUUUGACCAUGCACGCGACGACAUUCCAGACAUGUACAUGGUGAGAUCUCUAGUUGAAGACAUCAGAGAUGUGCGGCUUCACAAACUUGAGACUAACCUGGGAUCAUUUCAAGGUACAUCUGCAGUAAAGAUCUCUAAUGUGUCGGCAAUGGAAGUGAACCUAGUUCGCCCGUUUGUGAGAAGAGCCUUAGAAGCGUUUUAUAAGCAUGACAAGCCAGAAGCUGAUGUAGACAGAGAUACUAGAAGUAGUAGACAACCUCGUGAAGCCAACAAUGAACCAAGGGAGCUUCAGUGUCCUUGCCUGAGUGAGAAGAAGAGUCAGGUAUCUUCUGUGCCAAUAUUUGUGGAGCUCCCUGAGAAGUGA